Molecule: messenger RNA, 690 nt
Organism: Papaver somniferum (opium poppy)
Lineage: Eukaryota; Viridiplantae; Streptophyta; Magnoliopsida; Ranunculales; Papaveraceae
Product: acidic leucine-rich nuclear phosphoprotein 32 family member B-like
Exons: 2
Coding region: 1-690 (229 amino acids)
Source: RefSeq, a predicted model, not a curated record
AUGGCGUCGAGGAGGAGCCGCAGUCCUGAUUCAUCACAUGAGAGGGACAAAGACAGGAAAGGAAAGAAGCCUAAGGUCUGUUGUUCGGAUGAUGAAGCAGAGGCAGACAGCUCCAAGGAUCCUCUUGCUGAGUCUUAUAAACUGAUUGAUCUCAUGACCCCAGAAAAGUUGAAACAGCUCCAGAAGCGUGUGAACAACUUCGUCACAUGUCAUGAAAUAUGGCUCAAAGUUAAAGAGGACGAUGCGACACGCCGGAGGAAGGCUGCUGAAGAAUCUGAUAUGCAAGAAGAGUAUGACAAGUUCAGACAUGAACAGUUUCGUCAUUUGCUGGCAUCUGAUGCUGAAUCAGAGGCUAAACCAGAUUGGGAACCUUUUCAGCAUGUGCCUGAGCCAUACUCACCAGAUGAGGAGGUAGAGAAGCUCGCACAGGCUGAUUUGGAAGAAGAAAUAGAAGCAGACAAGUGGAAUGACUUUCUCAUGGGGCCUGUUGUUCCAGAAGAGGAGUAUGCUCAAGCACUAGUGGAUGCUGAAGAUGAAGAAGAUGAUGAUGAAGACUAUGAGGAAGAUGAGACAAGUGAAGUCAUCGACAAAGAUGUGGAAGAAGUGAAUGAUGAAAAUGAAGAAUAUGAAUCUGAGGAAUUGAAUGGAUAUGACGAGUAUGAGGAAGAUUCUACAGAUGAUGAUGAAUGA